Cyclocybe aegerita is the source of this 1683-nucleotide messenger RNA. Lineage: Eukaryota; Fungi; Basidiomycota; Agaricomycetes; Agaricales; Hemipholiotaceae. The record is from the annotation of a GenBank genome assembly.
AUGCACGGUCUAUUAUCCAGAGCCUUGUGGAGGACGAUGCCCCAAGCGACGCGAAGGGCAUAUCAUGCCUCCGUCUUGCCCUCGCUCAUAUCAACAUCAUCGCCAGAAUUUCAAGCCAAAGCAGCGGCAAUGGACGAACUGGUGAAGGAUCUGGAGGCCAACUUGGCAAGAGCGCGUCUGGGAGGCGGUUCUAAGGCUGCUGAACGGAUGAAGGCGAAGGGGAAGCUGCUACCUCGCGACCGAUUGAACUACAUUCUCGAUCCUGGCUCCCCUUUUCUCGAGCUGUCGCCGCUGGCUGCACAUGAAGUGUAUGAUGGACAAUACAUCCCUGGAGCUGGAAUGAUUGCAGGCAUAGGCCGGAUCUCGGGCACGGAGUGCGUCAUUGUCGUCAAUGACGCGACGGUUAAGGGCGGUUCGUACUAUCCGUUGACGGUGAAGAAGCAUUUGCGCGCGCAGGAAAUUGCGAGGGAGAACAGGCUGCCUUGCGUGUAUGUCGUCGAAUCUGGCGGUGCUGCUCUUCCUCAUCAAGCAAAUGUGUUCCCGGAUAAAGAGCAUUUCGGUCGGAUUUUCUACAACAUGGCUCAAAUGUCAGCGCUGGGAAUCCCCCAGAUUGCCGUCGUUCAUGGUAUUUCUGUUGCUGGGGGUGCUUAUGUCCCCGCAAUGGCAGACGAGAACAUCAUCGUCCAAAACCAAGGUCACAUCUUCCUGGCUGGCCCACCACUCGUCAAGGCUGCAACUGGAGAAAUUGUCGAUGAGGAAACACUGGGUGGUGGCUUGAUGCAUUCUACAGAAAGUGGUGUAACUGACCACCUCGCUCGUGACGACGAGCAUGCUCUUGCAUUGGCAAGAGGCAUUGUUGGCGAUUUGGGACAGGCGAGUAGGCCAUUGGCAUCUCCGUCAACAACGCCCGAAGAUCCUUUAUACCCUGCGUCAGAGCUCCAUGGAAUUGUUGGUACUGACGUCCGCCAACCGUUUGAUAUGCGAGAUGUUAUUGCUCGCAUCGUUGACGGGAGCCGUUUCAGAGAAUUUAAGAAAGAGUACGGCACAACAAUGAUAACUGGAUUUGCCAAUAUACACGGAUAUGAGAUCGGAAUCGUUGCAAAUAAUGGAAUUCUAUUUUCGCCGUCGGCCUUGAAAGCUACGCAUUUCAUUCAACUCUGUUCUCAAAGGCAAAUACCAUUACUUUUUCUUGUCAACGUCACUGGAUACAUGGUGGGGUCGAAGGCGGAGAAAGGUGGUAUUGCCAAAGAUGGGGCGAAGAUGGUCCGCGCUGUCGCCUGUGCGGACGUACCGAAGUUCACUGUCAUUGUGGGUGGAAGCUUUGGAGCAGGAAACUAUGGAAUGGCUGGUCGUGCUUAUUCGCCUAGAUUCCUAUGGAUGUGGCCAAAUGCCAAAGUUUCUGUCAUGGGCUCCGCUCAGCUAUCACAAGUCAUGACGACGGUGUCAAGGGACCCCUCUCAGCAUUCCUCACUACAAGCCGAAAUUGAAAACCAAUCGACGGCGUUAUACUCUACUGCCCGCCUCUGGGAUGAUGGCAUCAUCAAACCUACAGACACAAGAGAUGUUGUUGGGCUAGGUCUCGCACUUGCUUCCCGUGAGAGGCGCUCGGAGGGGAGUUCAUCAAAUCAAAAGACCACGACUUGGGAUGGAGACGGGAAAGGAUUCGGAGUAUUCAGGAUGUAG